UCCAAAUUUUUAACUGAAGUUUCAAUUUUUUUUUACUCACGUGGGCAUGCGUUUGACUGCAGUAUCAUUCAAAGAAAUUAACACAGUUUGAGCAAUAAACUAUUUCUGUUUUCAAAAUGAGUUCUCCGAAAGGCAGCGAAAAAAAGCCAGCUAUUGAAGUACCGUCAACUGCAACACAAAAUCUGAAAAAGAAAUUCAAGCCUCCAAAGGACGAACAUUUACUCCGAAAAACUAAGAAUAAAAAACCUAACAAUACUUUUACUAAAAAAGCUGAAGGUCGCGUGGUUAAGAGACAACUACCAAAGUUUAAGUCUUCACAUGGAAAAACUCCUAAUUCGGGUGCAGUGCAGAAGUUUUCAAGACCUCCAAAGACUGGCCAAAAAGGGAAAGAAGAUACACAAGAUGAUCAAACUGAAGAAGAUCCUUUCCCAGGUGAUGCACCGAUUCCACAUGCCAGACUCCAGAAGCACAAAAGAGGAAAGGCAGAAGACCUUGAUAAGAAUGGUGUCACUUUCCUCUCAAAUAGAAUUCAUUUGAAGAAAAAGGAAAAACUCGUCAAGUAUGCAGUUAACUUAGCAGCCAGAUCAGAAAUUCUGCUGCCAGAGGAAACUGGUUUCCUUGAGCCUGCCAAGGGUGAUUGCACUUCGGAAAUCACGCAGGUACAGAUCAAGAGUUCUGUGGAUAUUACCAGUGCCACGAAACAAUUUGAUUUAUCCAUGCAAUUUGGUCCGUAUGCCAUCAAUUACUUACGUAAUGGACGAAAAAUGCUCAUUGGCGGUAGAAUGGGUCACGUUGCUGCCUUCGAUUGGGUCACGAAGCAGUUGACUUGCGAAAUGAACGUUAUGGAAUCAGUUCACGAUGUGGCUUGGCUGCACAAUGAGACACUGUUUGCAGUAGCGCAGAAAGAGUGGACAUACAUCUACGACAAUCAGGGCAUUGAAGUGCACUGCAUCAAGAAAUUGAACAAUGUUCUCAGGAUGGAAUUUCUUCCAUAUCAUUUCCUCUUGGCUACCACAAACGAUAGCGGAACUUUAAGUUGGCUGGAUGUUUCUAUGGGAAAGAUGGUUAAGCGGACUCACACACACCUUGGAAGACUGGAUGUUCUGUGUCACAAUCCCAGAAACGCUGUCCUUUGUUGCGGACACUCGAAGGGCACAGUUUCGAUGUGGACUCCCAAUUUCGUAUCGCCUGUUGUCAAAAUGCUUUGCCAUACGCAGCCCGUUCGAUCGGUCGCUGUCGACCAGAGUGGUGUUUAUAUGGCCACAUCCUCUAUAGAUUGUUCGCUGAAGAUAUGGGACCUGAGAACCUACAAUUGUCUUCAAUCCUAUAAACUAGGCUGUGGAGCUUCAAAUAUUACAUUCAGUCAAAGAGGACUGUUGGCUGUAUCCAUGGGCAACAUUGUUGAGGUCUAUAAAGAUAUUUGUACCGAAACCAUCCACAAGCCGUAUUUAAAACAUUUCGUUGGCAGUUCGGUUUCGGGCUUGAAAUUUUGUCCUUAUGAAGACGUGUUGGGCGUAGGCCACGCAAGAGGGAUGUGCAGCAUGUUGGUACCGGGAGCUGGAGAACCCAACUUCGAUGCUCUCGAAUCUAAUCCGUUCCAGACUAAAAGCCAGCGACGGGAAACAGAAGUCAAAUCGCUUCUUGAAAAGAUUCAACCUGAACUCAUUACUUUGGAUCCCUUCGAAUUGGGUGAAGUCAAUCGGCAAUCAGUGAUUGAGAAGUUCGAAGAAAAGACUCGUUACAUGUUUGUUAAGCCUCCAAAGAUCGACGUCAGACAGCGGAAAAACGCUAAAACGGUUAAUCAGUUCCGCGUCAAACAACGUCUACAGUUACAACAACGACUGAAACAUGCGGCGGCUGCCGAAAAAGCGACGAAAACGUUGACAGAGAAAACAGAUGAAGCGCCAUCCAAGGCAGUUGCUGCACCGAGUGUACUGGACAGAUUUAAGCCCAAACCCCAGAAAAAGAAAUAAAAACUCGACAACCGAAGUGGUGACAAAAAAGAAAGAAAACUGACGUUUUUCAUUCGAAUUGUUAUGGAAAUAAUAUACCAGGACGUGAAAAUAUCACAAAUAAACAUUGUAUUCUCAUUAA
Daphnia pulicaria is the source of this 2094-nucleotide messenger RNA. Its product is annotated as WD repeat-containing protein 46-like. The transcript has 6 exons. Gene Ontology annotation, molecular function: protein binding. The record is from RefSeq and is a predicted model, not a curated record. NCBI's taxonomy places the organism in Eukaryota, Metazoa, Arthropoda, Branchiopoda, Diplostraca, Daphniidae. Gene Ontology annotation, cellular component: small-subunit processome; nucleolus; 90S preribosome. Bases 117 to 1973 code for a protein of 618 amino acids. Gene Ontology annotation, biological process: maturation of SSU-rRNA from tricistronic rRNA transcript (SSU-rRNA, 5.8S rRNA, LSU-rRNA).